Messenger RNA from Panicum hallii, 2569 nucleotides. Its product is annotated as nucleobase-ascorbate transporter 6-like. The coding region runs from base 670 to 2256 and encodes 528 amino acids. Gene Ontology annotation, molecular function: transmembrane transporter activity. The record is from RefSeq and is a predicted model, not a curated record. NCBI's taxonomy places the organism in Eukaryota, Viridiplantae, Streptophyta, Magnoliopsida, Poales, Poaceae. Gene Ontology annotation, biological process: transmembrane transport. Gene Ontology annotation, cellular component: membrane. The transcript is spliced from 14 exons.
CUGCUGUGCUGCCACCUCCUUCCUGCCCAGCCCUGCUCCUGCUCAAAAAGAUUACCGCCGAGCUCUGACAGCCAGCCAGCUCGCCAUUCCUGCGCUCUCCUUCUCAGGCAGUGCUCCUGCCCCCCCCCCCCUCCCUACUCGCGAAGCCGAGCUUCCUCUCCUUCCUUCCUGCUCCCGCCGCUGGGCGAACGAUUCCGUUCCAGCGGUUUCAAUCAAGCAUCGUAGAGAGCGCACCGCAGUGUGCCCGUGGGCGUGUGGGAAAGGGUGGAAAAAAGGUGGCCUUUUUUGGGGGUACCCAGAUUCCAUUCCUUGCGCAGGGGGACUCCUACUAUACUCCUACUAGGCUGCUGUGGAAUUUGCUAGAGCAGCAGCCAGCAACCCAAAGGGAGAAGGAAAAAGGAGCGAGGACUGGCGGCGUCCCACCAUUUCUCUCCCCCUCUCGCCCCUGCGAUCGAUUCUUCCUUCCUCGUGAAGUAGAGAGCUUGGGUCCUUGAUUGGCUUCCUUCUGCUACUCUACAAGAAUCCCUCAGUGUGCACCGGAGAAUCUGAUUCUCUCCCAUCCGGGAGUUUCUUGGAGCUUCCUCGCCUGCUUUCUGUCACUGACGGUGCCAGCGGAGUGAGGAGUCUCGGUUUCUCGGCAGCCGCCGGGACAGCAGCGGAAGGGACAGGAUGGCCGCCGCGCCGCCGCCCAAGGCCGACGAGCUGCAGCCGCACCCGCCCAAGGAGCAGCUGGCCGGCGUCUCCUUCUGCAUCACCAGCCCGCCGCCAUGGCCCGAGGCCAUUAUACUAGGAUUCCAGCACUUCAUCGUUAUGCUGGGCACCACUGUCAUCAUACCCAGCGCGCUCGUUCCGCAGAUGGGAGGCGGAAAUGAAGAGAAAGCUCGUGUGGUUCAGACGAUAUUGUUCGUAGCUGGCAUAAACACCCUGUUACAAACAUUUUUCGGGACUCGUCUUCCUGUUGUAAUGGGUGGCUCAUAUAUCUUCGUGGCGCCGACCAUCUCCAUCAUCUUGGCGGGGCGGUACAGCAACGAAACAGACCCUCGCGAGAAAUUCUUGCGGACAAUGAGGGGAACGCAGGGUGCUCUCAUCAUCGCAUCGACAAUUCAGAUCAUACUUGGUUUCAGUGGGCUCUGGCGCAAUGUUCUCAAAUUGUUAAGUCCAUUAUCAGCUGUUCCUUUGAUCUCACUUGUUGGAUUUGGACUUUAUGAGCUUGGCUUUCCAGGGGUAGCGAAAUGUGUUGAAGUUGGCCUUCCUGAACUCCUCCUGUUGGUUGUAUUUUCUCAGUAUUUGCCUCAAGUUCUGCAUUUUGGGAAGGAUGUCUUUGGACGGUUUGGUGUUCUUUUCACCGUCCCUAUCGUGUGGCUCUACGCAUACAUUCUCACCAUCGGUGGUGCUUACAAGAAUUCUCCACCGAAGACGCAGGUGCAUUGCCGUGUUGAUCGUUCAGGUCUUGUUGGAGGAGCUCCUUGGAUAAGUGUUCCCUAUCCCUUUCAGUGGGGUCCUCCAACAUUUGAUGCUGGAGAAGCUUUUGCAAUGAUGAUGACUUCAUUCAUUGCUCUUGUAGAGUCAACUGGCGCUUUCAUUGGUGCUUCAAGAUAUGCAAGUGCAACUAUGAUUCCUCCAUCAAUUAUUAGUCGGGGCAUUGGAUGGCAGGGCAUUGGUAUCUUGCUUGAUUCGUUUUUUGGGACAGCCAACGGGACAUCAGUUUCAGUGGAGAAUAUUGGAUUGCUUGCAUUGACACGUGUUGGCAGCCGGAGAGUAGUACAAAUAUCUGCUGGGUUCAUGAUUUUCUUCUCUGUCCUUGGAAAAUUUGGAGCUCUGUUCGCUUCGAUUCCACUGCCCAUAUUUGCCGGCAUGUACUGUCUCUUCUUCGCAUAUGUUGGUGGCGUUGGUCUGAGCUUCCUUCAGUUCUGCAACCUAAACAGCUUCAGGACCAAGUUCAUCAUGGGGUUCGCUUUCUUCAUGGGAUUAUCGGUUCCUCAGUACUUCAAUGAGUACACAGCAGUUGCAGGCUAUGGUCCAGUGCACACUGGCGCCAGAUGGUUCAACGACAUGAUAAACGUGCCGUUCUCGUCGAAGCCCUUCGUCGCUGGUCUGGUGGCCUACGUCCUGGACAACACGAUCCAAGUGAAAGAUGCUAGGAAGGACAGGGGCUACCACUGGUGGGACAAGUCCAGGAGCUACAAGAAAGACGCGAGGAGCACAGAGUUCUACUCGCUGCCGUUCAAUCUGAACAAGUUCUUCCCAUCGGUCUGACCUUGACCCCCGAGCGGUUUUUCAGGAGGGUACUCUUCCCUUGUUCAUACGGUGAACAUAAUUCUGCUGGCCUGGCCUGUGGAAGCUUUCUGUGUCGCUGGUGUGCGUCAAUUUUGUGUAUUUUUGGAUGAAAUGGAGUAAUUGGACAGUAGAGAUGGGACUAGAAUUGUAAUGUUCUUUUUUUGGACCUACACGGAUCAAGUGUCUCAUAACCUGUUAAUUAGUUUCUUUUGUCAGACUGGCAUUGUACAUCAGUAUUACGGUAUAUGUGGCUUUCAUAGCCCAGGUAGAAUGCUAAAUUAUUAAACAUUAA